UUUUUCCACUUCACACCGCUCCCGCGCUUUAAUCCGGAUUCUCACUUUAUGGGAAAGGGAGAGUAAAGUGAUGAACCGGGACAGAGCGGUACCGGGGCCCGGAGCGGACGGGGUCCAGACCGUAAUAAGCCGGGACAGAGCCGUAGCGGGGCCCGUGGCGGACGCGGUCCAGCCCGUGAUGAGCCGGGACAGAGCGAUACCGGCGCCAGACGGGGACGGGAUCCAGACCGUUGUGGGCCCGGACGGCGGAGACGUCCUGGACGGAGUCGCGGCCGGAGAGAAACGGCUCUUCUCUAACGCGGCGGCCGGAGGCAGAGACGCUCAGGCCGUGGAGAACCACACGGAGCCUCCGCCGACGAACCCGGUGUUAGUCCCGCCGCAGCAGGGCCCCACCGGGCACCGGACCACCUCUUUCUCCGUCCUGGACAUCCUGGACCCCAACAAGUUCACGAGCAACCGAAGACAUCACCAGCAGCAGCACGCGAGCAACCGGGGUGAGCGCGAGCUGAGCGCGUACGGAACGGAGAACCGGAGAGGAGGAGCCGGGGAGCGCGAGCCCAGUCUGGAGCCCAGCAAAGGCUGCUACGGUGCCGAGGAGUACCAGAGCAAGGAAGGCUUUGUGUACAGAAGCCCAGAUGAGGAUGACUACCACAGAUCUGGGACCCCAGACUCAGAGGCUCCAGAUGGGCCCUACAGCAGUGAGGAGAGCAGCUCAGCCCUGCCCAGUAAUGAGGAGAGGGAUCUGGGCCAGCACAGCCACCAGGACCCUUCCAGAGACACCAAGAGCCCAGGAGGAGGUCCCGCAGGCCAGAUCACCAACGUCCAGACCAACGGGGGCCAGGGGGCCAAGCCCAAGAGGAAGCGCUCUGGCUCAGACUCCAAGUCAGGGAAGCCCCGCAGAGCCCGGACUGCCUUCACCUACGAGCAGCUGGUGGCGCUGGAGAACAAGUUCAAGUCCACGCGGUACCUGUCAGUGUGCGAGCGGCUCAACCUGGCCCUGUCACUCUCCCUCACUGAGACCCAGGUCAAGAUCUGGUUCCAGAACCGCCGGACCAAGUGGAAGAAACAAAACCCCGGAGCCGACACCUCUGCCCCGACCGGCGCGGGAGGGACCGGGGGUACGGGAGGCGCGGGGGGAGGGGCGGGAGGCCUGGGGAGCCUCAGCCCUCUCAGCCCCUCCCCGCCGGUCAGCGGGCACCUGGCCAUGCACGCUGGCUACGCCGGCCACCAUCACCCCCCCGCCGGCAGCCUGGUCCAGCUGCCUUUCCUCACAGCCAGCCACGUCCUGUCCCCCUUCAUGCUGGGGACGCAGAGCUACGCUGCCCCCGCCUUCUACAGCACACACCUGUAGACACACACACACACACACACACACACACUAAAUUGACAGAUACACCCUCAAAGACACUCUGAGCCCAGAGAGACUGGAAGGUUUCAGCCUAGCAGACAGACUGUCAGUGCUCAGCUCUGCUCUUCUUUUUACUACCAACAUUUGAAGGCUUUAAUUUCAACGGAUUAUUUUGAUAGAAUGUGAAUAUCAACCAGAAACUGUACAUAAAUCUAUGUUCUAGCUCCCUAUUCUGAAUGCUGUUUUAAACUAUGUAAUAGACAAAUAGCUGAUUUCUUUGUUUUGAAAAAAGUCUGUAUGAAUAUUGAAUGUUUAUUUAUGACUUAAGGAAUGGCUUGAUCUAUUGUCAGUACUGUGUAACUCCAGCUGUGAUUGUUUUCAUUGGGACUGUUUCUGUUAUUUAUUGAAUUUGUUGACAGUUUCCAGAAAAUCCUUGGAUGUACUGAAUCCUCAGCUCAACAUGAUAUACUGUCUUUGAUAUUAAAAUAACCACAA
Lates calcarifer (barramundi perch) is the source of this 1843-nucleotide messenger RNA. RefSeq names its product NK1 transcription factor related 2-like,b (gene nkx1-2b). The transcript has 3 exons. NCBI's taxonomy places the organism in Eukaryota, Metazoa, Chordata, Actinopteri, Centropomidae. Gene Ontology annotation, molecular function: DNA-binding transcription factor activity, RNA polymerase II-specific; RNA polymerase II cis-regulatory region sequence-specific DNA binding. Gene Ontology annotation, cellular component: nucleus. The coding region runs from base 71 to 1351 and encodes 426 amino acids. Gene Ontology annotation, biological process: regulation of transcription by RNA polymerase II; cell differentiation. The record is from RefSeq and is a predicted model, not a curated record.